Symbiodinium necroappetens is the source of this 2298-nucleotide messenger RNA. Lineage: Eukaryota; Dinophyceae; Suessiales; Symbiodiniaceae. The record is from the annotation of a GenBank genome assembly.
AUGGGCAAACGAGGGGCGUGGCCGAGACAAGGCAAGGACUCCACCCCGGAAAGGAAGAACAACUUUCCUGCGUACGAUGCGAAGUGGACCCAGCCGGACAUUGUUCCGAUUAUGGAACACAGGAAGCAAGACAACAGGGUGAUGAAGCUGCAGAGCGACCAGGUCCCAAGCCAGGAGGCCCCCCGCAAGGUCCUGCUCCUCCCACAGCAGCGGCUUCCGCGAAUCCAGAAGAGAGGCGGCGGAGGAUUCGGGAGUUGGCGGCGACAAUACGACCCAUCCGGGCCAACAUCCGAGCAGACGCAAGUGUUCGACAUCGACGACGACGAUCUGGACGGUGCUCUGCCGACGGAGAUCCCAGGACAAGCCUCGCCAGAGUUGGCCAGGUGUGAUGAUGCUGUUGUGGCAGUUUCCUACGCUAAGGUCGGAAAGCCGGAUGCGCCUAUAUUGCGUCAGGUUGUCUACAAGGGCCGCUGCAUGAAAGGGGUAUUUGCUGCGGAGCCCCUGCCUGAAGGUUACUGUCCUUGCGUUUCCGGACUCCGGACGCACAAGGGGGACUGGAACAGGUUUGAUCGAGAAGACAGGGAGCCUCCGGAUUCCCAUGCCGUUCUUGCCCUACAUGAGCCUGCAGUGCGUGAGUUUAUGCAGGCCGGCUUCUUGGUGCUGAUGCCAGGGUACAAACAAGAAGUUAUACAGUUGGUGCUUCGUGCGCCUUGCGCUCUUGAGGACGCGUUGUCCGAGAUCUCUGACGCAAGAUCGGCAGACAAUUCCGAGAGAUUUGAUUGUCUGGUUCCUGCGACCCCGCAGCCAGAUAUCUCGUUUGGCACAGUGCUCGCUGUCCCGGAGUGGGCUUCUGUGUAUGGAUGCUGUGUGGUUGCAGACCUUCGACUAGUGGACAAUCGAUUGUUUGCUUACCUCACCAACGGCCGCCUCAAUAGGAGCUCCCUCCUUUUGCAGCUGGGGGUUGCCGAUGCAGUGGGUCUCCGUGUCUACCUGGGACAUGCUCUCAUGGAAGAGCAGGGCAUGUACUCCUUUCAGGAGGGCCUCACCAUUUCCGUUGUGCCAGCUGGUAGACUGUUGGCCCCCAAGGCCUCCCGCGAGAGUCUUUUGGAGGGCAUCAGGGCGUGGGUCAUGCCCUGUCCAAUCUUCCCAGGCAGGCACCAGACAGCCUUCCUUGUGUUGCACGAGGGCGGUCACCGCGUUCUUCCAAUAGACGUCGAGGAGGUACAGUUGUCUCAGGACUUCAAGACCGCGGCGGCGGCCUCCCUUGGCUUUGAGUUUGCUUGCACGACCGUGUGUCGUCCUCCCGGUCAGCGAAUCAUUAUUGUCGACCGGCAGAAGCUCCUGGAGGAGCCGACCCCCACAGGGGCGCUGGACCUCGCCAGGGGGGACACCCAAGCGGGUGCUGUGCCCGGAAUCGCCACUGAGUCGAUCUCUAUGGGCAUUAUUUGCGACCUGCUCCAGGGCACGUGGUUUAAGAUGGACUACGGGGCCGCGCUUACGAUUACUCAUCGAGGUAGCCAGUAUCGGUUGCCAGUGGUGGAUGCCUAUAAGCAUUUGGGCGGCAUAGCUACGGCCUCGGGAACUCCGGUGCCGGCGAUUUGGUUUCGACAUUCCCUGGGCAUGGGGAUGUCUCCACCUAUGGCCCUGCUACAUUGCUGCAUCUGUCAUCUGCUUACGGUGCACUGGCACGAGGCCCCCAAAGACGCCUGGCUUGGCCACAUAGCCGGUGAUGUGGUCCACGUGGCCCAGUAUUGCUCUGCUGCUCAGACUCUCAUCGACGCCGGUUCGCCCAUGGAUUUCCUCAUUGAGGCGACCCGUGACGACCCAAGCUGGUGGGUACGCCAGGUUAAGAAGGCAUGCAGUGAGGUGCAGAAGGAUUUUGAGCAGUGGCGCAAACACGGUGCACGCCCGGAAGCAGGGGGUGACGCUUCCCUGCCAGGUGUGACUGAGCCCGCCGCUCGCGACUUCCCUUGUGCAUGGUGCGGAGCGAGGCUCUCGGGCUCAUGUCCCGAUUGUUUUUUCCGGACGCCACCUUCCUGUCGUGGGUUGAAGCCUUUGUCUCUGCCAGGUCCACAGAGGGUCCCAGAAGGGGUACAGCAACCUUUUGGGACAAAAGGCCCGCUCACUCUCAGUCUCACCCUUGCCAGAAUUCGAAAACAUGAGACGCGCCGCUGGACGGCUCUGAAGUCUGCAGAAGAAGAAAAAGACCCUAAACACGAUAAGGCAUCGGAUACGGUCGACCCGCCCAAAACCCGACAGCUUGACAGCCAAACUCUCACUGUUGGGCUAAGGGUUUGA